AUGGCAUGGGCCCAAAUUAACACAUUAAGACAAAUAGCUGGCCAGGGUUUGGAUAAUAACCACACUGUUCAGAUUGUUAUGGCAAUCUUGAAUAUAUUCCAUCUUCUUCCACCAAAAGCGUAUACAUUCAUGGAAGAAAUCAUCAGCACUUUACAAUACUUAGAAGGUCACUUGGAUCGUCACCAAAACUCUCCCUUCAGAGAGCCAGUUUCUAAGUUUUUAAACAGAUUUGCUGAGAAUUGCAUGGAUUAUUACAUCACCAACUUCAAGAACAGAAAACUCGGGAACAUGCUUGCUUCGAUUGCUGGCAUGGAAGGCAGUGAGAAGAUUAGAAGCGUUGCUAAAGAGAAGUUGGAAGCAAUUUUUACUGAUGUUCAAAAUGAAUCUGUUGAUGAGAUCAAGGUGGUGAAAUUUGCUAACACUAUUGAUCUUCUUGAGUCAAUCACAAAAUAUGAACACGAAUGGUUUGACAACCAGAAAGAUUUGUUGCUUACUCUCUCAGAGUUGGUAGACAAUAUUGCAGAUAUCAAGAGCAAUGCUUCUUUGAUUUCCUCAGCUCAUUUCCAAGCUGAUCAGGCCAUUGAAAAGCUUCUGACUAUAAUUGUUCAAUACUUGGUAAGAAACCCCAAUCAGGUGGAUAUUGUUUUCACUGUCGUAGAUCGUCAUUCCAAAUUGAAAAUUAAGAUUCCUAACCAAUUAGAAGACUUUAUUUUUGAUAACAUUGUGAAAUCUGAUGACAUCGAAUUCAGACAAACCUAUUUGAACAAAUGUAUUGAUUUUGUUAACGAAAGUGAGCCAUGUUUGAAGUCCAAAAUAUUUUUCUUGAGAAAGGUAUUUUCAACAAUUCUUAUAUACGAAGCUGAAAAGAAUGGCAAGAUUGACGUGUUCUUCAGCGAGGACUCGUCGCCUGAAUGGCUCACAAAGAUUUCCAACAACAUAUGGAAGUCGACCAAUGAUAUCAUUACUGAUCAUACCUCCGGUAAGAUGGAUAGCUACAGAUAUGCCUUGUUGGAGGUGACAGCGACCUUACUUAAAUUGGCUCCUACCUUCAUUAGUGGAUUCCGUAAGGAUAUCAUCAAGUUCAGUUGGAACUAUAUCAAGUUGGAAGAUAAUAUUACGAAGCAAGUUGCCUAUGUUACUACUUCGUACUUCAUUUCUGCCUACGAAACUCCUGCUAAGCUUGCUACUCAAGUGUUCGUUGCGCUUCUUAGAACACACCAAACUGAUUCCAGACAUUUAGUAAAGCAAGCAUUAGACAUUCUUGCACCUGUGAUGUCUGUUAGAGUUGAGCAAGAUUCUCCAGACAGUUGGUUGAAAUGGCCACGUCGUAUUCUUUCUGAAGAUGGGUUCAAUGUAACGCAAGUAUUGAAUGUCUAUCAGUUCAUUAUUCAGCAUCCUGACCUUUUCUUUGUGGCGAGAGAACAUUUUACCUCCAACAUAAUCACUGCAAUGGGUAAGUUGACCAUAUUGGCCAAUCCUGCAAUUGAAAAUCAGGUGCUAGCCAUUGAGUUAGCCGAACUUAUCUUGAAAUGGGAAAGAAAGGCAAAGUUGUUGAAGAGUGAAAAGGAAAGCAAUGGAACCCUUGAAAAGGUGAAUCCUGAUGAAGCCAAAGAAGAAGCUGGUAGUGAAAAUGAUGCUACAAAUGGAAAUGAAGAAGAAGACAAAAAGGGAUACGAAAGCGAUUUCACUACUUCUCCUAGUUAUUCCAUUCCCUUUGGCCAAAGAGAAGCAUGUGUUACUUUCUUGAUUAGAUACGUUUGUAUCAGUCCACAGAGAGCAUCUGAAAGUGAACUUGGUCAGAAAGCCUUGGGCAUCUUGUACGAUUUAUUGAGUCCUGAUCACUGGUCUGAAGUUUCUGUCAAGCUUACCUUCUUUGAGAAGUUCUUGUUGUCGAACGAUUUGAACUCAUCGAACUUGUUGGGCUACUGUUUGAAUGCUUUGGAAGUUUUGGGAGUUGUUCUUGAGUGGAAAAAGCUGGAAUGGAUCGUAUCCAACCUUCGAUAUUUGCACAAGCUCUUAGAGAAGUGUAUCAAGUCUGAUAAUCAUGAUAUCCAAGAGGUAUUACAGCGUGUUCUCCGUAUAGUUUUGCAAGCUAUCAAUGACCAGAGGGAAUCAGAAGAUGACGAAGAAGAAGAAGAAGAUGUCAAGGAAUUCAUUAACUUACUUUCUACUACAGUUUCUGAAGAUUUGGGUGACAUGCCAUCUGUUGCUGCUGGUGUAACUUUGUCGUGGACAUUAGCCAACUAUAGACCAUCUAUAUUGGAUGCUCUCUUACCACUGAUUAUGAGAACAUUCAGCAAGUUGUGUAAGGAUCAUAUUACCAUUACACAUCAAGGAUCUCAAUCAUCUUCUAAGGAUAGUUCCAACUCAGAAUACGAAGCUAAGAUGACUACUAGAUUGUUGGAGAAGAUUCUCAAUUUGUCUUCUAUGAGAAUCUCGAAUUUGGGUGACCAAAGAAGAAUCUUCUUAUCUUUGUUGGCACAACUUAUUGAAAGAUCAUUGGAUAAAGACACACUUGAGAAGAUCAUUAAGAUCGUAAAGAACUGGGUCUUUUCAAGAACAGAUCUUUUCCCAACUACAAAAGAAAAGGCAGUCAUUUUGUCAAAGAUGAUGGUGUUUGAAAUCAGAGGAGAGCCAACAUUGUCGAAAGAAUUCUAUCAGAUUAUUGUAGAUAUCUUUGAAGAUGAUACUUUCAGUUGUACGGAGUUGACAGUCAGAAUGGAGCAACCAUUCUUAGUGGGAACUCGUUCGGCAGAUGUUUCUAUUAGACGCAAGUUGAUGUCUAUUUUGAACAGUAGCUUGGAGAAGGAUAUUAGCAAGAGAUUGUACUAUGUGAUUCGAGAGCAGAAUUGGGAAUUCCUAGCUGAUUAUCCAUGGCUAAACCAAGCAGUUCAGUUGCUUUAUGGCUCCUUUAACUUGGACAAGAGACUACAAGUCGUCGACGAAGAGAACAAGCUUGCGCCAUUAAAUGCCUUGAAGGUUCCUGAUAUGGAUGGUAAGAUGGAGAUUGAACGUGAAACCAAGGACUUGCAAGAGUUGUUGAAGAAGCACGAUGAUUUCUUGAUCAAGGUUGCUGACGUUAAAGCGGGUGAUGUUCUUGAGCCAUUGAUUGAUUUGUUCUACCAAAGCAGUGAAGCUAUUCACCGUGCCUGGUCCAGCAUAUUCCCCAUUGCUUUUAUGUCUAUUCCAAGAUCUGAACAUCUAGAUUUCACGAGAUUUUUGGUAAUUUUGUUGUCGAAGGACUACCACACUCGACAAAUCGAUAGCAGACCUAAUGUGAUUCAAUCUCUUUUGGAAGGUAUUGCCAAAUGUGACGAUCUUCAGUUGCCACCAUUUGCGGUAGAGUGUCUUGCUUCCAACUUCAAUUCCUGGUCGCAAGGUAUCCAUAUUCUUGAGAAUAUUGAGGAACAAUCAGUAAAUGGAAAUGCUGAAGUUCGUGAAGUUACUCAAGAUGCUCUCGCCAAAUUGUAUGCAACAUUGAAGGAAGACGACAUGUUCUAUGGAUUGUGGAGAAGAAGAGCCAAAUAUGCCGAGACAAUUGGUGCUCUUUCUUUUGAACAGAUAGGACUCUGGGACAAGGCUCAACAAUUAUAUGAGACUGCUCAAAUAAAGGCAAGAAGUGGUGCAUUACCAUACGGUGAGUCUGAGUAUGCACUUUGGGAAGACCAUUGGAUCUUGUGUGCCGAGAAAUUGCAACACUGGGACAUUCUCACUGAUUUGGCCAGACACGAGGGUUUCUCGGACUUGUUGCUUGAAUGUGGCUGGAGAGUCGCUGAUUGGUACAACGACAGAGAAACUCUUGAUCAGACUGUCAAGAACGUCAUGGAUGUUCCUACACCACGUCGUCAAAUAUUUGAGACCUUCCUUUGUUUGCAAGGAUUUGGACAAGGUAAGGAGACUUUGCAAGACCUCUCAAGGUUAUGUGAUGAAGGUAUCCAAUUGGCUUUAAGAAAAUGGCAUGGAUUACCACACAGGUUCAACAAUGCUCACAUUCCGUUGUUGCACACUUUCCAACAGUAUGUUGAAUUCAUGGAAGCCAGCCAGGUUUAUGCUAGUUUGGUUUCUACUAACGCUCAGAACUUGGAUGUGAAGUCUCAGGAAUUGAAGAGAGUCCUCCAAGUAUGGCGUGAAAGAUUGCCCAACAUCUGGGAUGAUAUCAACAUCUGGAACGAUCUUGUGACGUGGCGUCAACAUGCCUUCCAAGUCAUCAAUAAGGUCUACAUGCCUUUCAUUCCUAUGUUGCAACAAUCCAACUCAGGUGGAAAUGCCAACUCGUAUGCCUACCGUGGCUUCCACGAGAUUGCCUGGGUAAUCAAUAGAUUUGCUCAUGUAGCCAGAAAGCAUAACAUGUCUGAAGUUUGUAUCAAGGAAUUGACAAGAAUCUACCAGUUGCCCAACAUUGAAAUCCAAGAAGCUUUCUUGAAGUUGAAAGAACAAGUUAAGUGUCACUACCAGAAUCCUAAUGAGUUGAACACUGGUCUUGAUGUCAUUAGCAACACCAACUUAGUAUACUUUGCUACUCAACAAAAGGCUGAAUUCUUCACGUUGAAGGGUAUGUUCCUUAGUAAGUUACAGCAGAAGGUAGAAGCCAACAAGGCAUUCGCCACUUCAGUUCAAAUUGAUCUUAACUUGCCUAAAGCUUGGGCCGAAUGGGGUAUGUUCAACGACAGAAGAUUCAAGGAGAAUCCCAAUGACAUGAUCUAUGCCAACAACGCCAUCAGUUGUUAUUUGCAAGCUGCUGGUCUCUACAAGAACGGUAAAACUAGAAAGUUGUUGGCCCGGAUCUUGUGGUUGAUUAGUUUGGAUGAAGCUUCUGGUACGUUGUCUCAAGCAUUUGAGGAUUUCCGUGGUGAAGUUCCUCUUUGGUAUUGGAUUACUUUUAUUCCACAGUUGUUGACUUCGUUGUCUCAUAAGGAAGCAAAACUUGCUAGACAAGUUCUCGUACGUAUUGCUAAGAGCUAUCCACAAGCUUUACACUUCCAGCUUCGGACCACAAAAGAAGACUUUGCUGCUCAACAACGUCAAGCCAUUGAAAUUGCUCGCCAACAAGCUGCACAGUCAGCUUCUCAGAAUGGAUCAACAAAGAGUGCCGAUACCAAUGGAGCAAAGACUGAAGAAAACAAGCCUGACGCUACUGAACCUGGUGCUGGUACUGGUGCUGGUGAAACUUCUCCUACAAACGGAGAUACAAAACCUUCUCAGUCGGAAUCUCAAGCUUCUCCAUCAGCUGCUACAAGUGGAACUAAGGCAACUGAAAAUCCGGUAAAGCCAAACAUUCCUGGCUCUGUUCGCCAAGCUUUAGAGCAUGUAGAAGAAAUCAUGGGAAUCUUGAAAACAGCCUAUCCAUUGUUGGCUCUUUCUUUGGAAUCUCUUGUGGACCAAAUCAAUCAACGAUUCAAAUGUACGGCUGAUGAAGACGCUUACAGACUUGGAGUUGCUCUUCUUAACGAUGGUGUUCAGUAUUUGAAUCGUCUUGGCAAUCCCCGUGACGAUGCCAAGUUACCUCCUGUCACAGAGGCCAAUAUCACAAGAUUUGCCGAAACAGUUCUUCCAAAGCAAAUCAGAGCUGAAUUCGAAAAAGAUCUCGUUAUAGGCAAACCUAACUUGGAGACUUACAUCACCAAGUUACGCAAAUGGAGGGACCGUCUUGAAGAUAAGCUUGACAGAAGAUUCAGUGAAGUCAACUUGGAGAAUUUGUGUCCUCAUUUGAGUGAAUUCCAUCACCAAAAGUUCGAAGAUAUUGAAGUUCCUGGCCAGUACUUGUUGAACAAGGACAACAACAGCCACUUCGUCAAAAUUGAAAGAUUCCUUCCAACGAUUGGUUUGGCUCGUGGCACGAAUGCCUGUUAUAAAAGAUUAAGAAUUCGUGGUAACGAUGGUAGUUUGCAUACUUUUGCUGUACAGUUCCCAGCAGCUCGUCAUUGUCGUCGGGAAGAGUGUAUUUUCCAAUUGUUCCGGAUUUUCAAUGAUACCAUUUCAAGAAAGGUAGAAACUCGUCGUCGUAACAUCCUGUUCACGCUUCCUAUAGCAGUACCUUUGUCACCACAUAUCCGUAUCAUUAGCGAUGAUUCCAAGGAUAUCACGAUGCAGAAGGUUUACGAGGACUAUUGUAGGCGUAAUGGUAAGAGUCGUGACGAGCCCUUCAUCUACACUAUUGAGAAAUUGAGAGCCGCCUUCGACCAGCGUUUGCCAAAGCCUGACAUCAUGAGUAUAAGAGUUGAGAUCUUAAGUGCCAUUCAAGCAUUACUUGUACCUUCAACUGUGUUGAAGAACUAUUUUGUUGACCUUUAUCCACAAUUUGAAGACUUCUGGUUAUUCCGUAAGCAGUUCACCUCACAAUAUGCUUCAUUCAUCUUCAUUACCUACAUGAUGUGUGUAAACACUAGACAGCCUCAAAAGAUUCACGUCAACAUGGGCUCUGGUAGCGUUUGGACUUCAGAUAUGUUGCCAUGUAAGAUUGCAAGCAAGAGUGCCUUGAUCGAUAACCCACAGGGAAGACCUGCUCCUUUGUUUUACAACGCUGAAAUGGUUCCAUUCAGGUUGACUCCUAACAUCCAGAAGUUGAUUGGUGAAACAAGCUUGGAAGGGGUUUUGGCUGUUUACAUCUUAUGCAUAGCUAGAGCCUUGACUGAGCCAGAAUCUGACUUGGAACAGUUCUUGACUUUGUUUGUACGUGAUGAAGUUGUCUCAUGGUGUGCUCAACAAGAUCCUCCUCGUUCUAUUCCACAAGACAAGCAGUUACGUGAAAUUGUUCGUAUUAACGUAGAACUUAUCAUCAAGAGAGUUAUCCAAAUUGGCCAUAUCUCGUCUGGCCCUUCUGUUGCUACACAAAACGUCUUGGAGUUGAUCUCACAAGCUGUUAACCCUCGUAACUUGGCCGCAGCCGAUACAUUAUGGAUGGCCUACUUUUAA
Messenger RNA from Scheffersomyces stipitis CBS 6054, 6912 nucleotides. It is a transcript of the gene TRA12, whose product is annotated as Histone acetyltransferase SAGA, TRRAP/TRA1 component, PI-3 kinase superfamily TRA1. The transcript is spliced from 2 exons. Gene Ontology annotation, cellular component: NuA4 histone acetyltransferase complex; nucleus; SAGA complex. The record is from RefSeq and is a predicted model, not a curated record. NCBI's taxonomy places the organism in Eukaryota, Fungi, Ascomycota, Pichiomycetes, Serinales, Debaryomycetaceae. Gene Ontology annotation, biological process: regulation of DNA-templated transcription; DNA repair. Gene Ontology annotation, molecular function: protein binding; transcription coregulator activity. The coding region runs from base 1 to 6912 and encodes 2303 amino acids.